This is a messenger RNA of Apus apus (common swift), 2174 nucleotides long. It is a transcript of the gene FAM151B, whose product is annotated as family with sequence similarity 151 member B. The transcript is spliced from 6 exons. NCBI's taxonomy places the organism in Eukaryota, Metazoa, Chordata, Aves, Apodiformes, Apodidae. The record is from RefSeq and is a predicted model, not a curated record. Bases 143 to 1000 code for a protein of 285 amino acids.
CCGCACAGCUCCAGCUCCUCCCGCAGACCCAGCUCCUCCCGCACAGCUCCAGCUAUUCCCGCACAGCUCCAGCUCCUCCCGCAGACCCAGCUCCUCCCCCAGGACCCAGCUCCUCCCGCAGACCCAGCUCCUCCCUGCGGCGAUGGCGGAGGCGGGGCAGGGCGGCUGCGGCCCGGAGGCCCUGGGUCACUUCCUGAGGCUGCGGCGCAUCGCGGCGAGAGACGGGGCGGCCAUCCGCUGGUUCCACGCCGCCAACAGCAAGGCCCGGGCCAGGGAGGCCGCCAGGAGUGAUGUUCACAUGAUAGAAGCAGAUGUUCUUCUUCGUGGUGGCAGGGAAGGAAAUGGAGACCCGAUCAUGGCUCAUCCACCUGAAACAGACAGUGACAACACGUUGCAGGAAUGGCUAGAAGAGAUUGUCAACACAAACAAAGGCAUCAAGCUGGAUUUUAAGAGUCUGAGCAAGGUGUCUCCUCUCCCCACCUGUUGCUGGUACAGUCUGGGCGCUGUGCGACCUUCCUUGGAGCUUCUGCAGCGUGUGAAGCAGCAUCUGAGGAGGCCUGUUUGGAUCAACGCAGACAUCCUGCCAGGACCUAACACAGAUAAUGCUGGAAUGGAUGCAGAAUUGUUCCUUGGCACUGUCACUUCAUUUUUCCCAAACGUAACCUUAUCCCUGGGGUGGACAACUGGCUGGCACCCUGACAAACACAAUAAAGGAUAUGAUUGGAUGAUGGUGAAAGAAAUGGCUCAGAUAUGCAACUCACUUCCCCAGCUUGUAACUUUCCCUGUGAGAGCAGCAUUAGUACGACAAUCAAUAUCUGAGCUAUCCUGGUUAGUGCAACAGUCUGACAGAUACAGCCUCACUGUUUGGACAGGAAAGGAAGAUGUGUAUUCUGUAGAAGAUUUGCUUUACAUCCGAGAAAACUUUGAUAAAAGUAGGGUUUAUUAUGACAUCUUAGAGCCACAAAAUUCUGAAUUCAAAAAAGCCAUAGGAGUAGAAUGAUUAAUACAAAGCAGGCAACCUUACAAUAUUUAACCUCUUCAGACAUGAAGAUUUCUUGUUUAGGGAAAUGCUUUUUCCUUCCCAGAAUAAUUUUAAUAUUAUAGAACACAGCUGUGAUCAUUGAAGAAAUUUAUAUAUAACACUUUAUUGAAAGGCUUCUCAAAUAGAAAUUGAAUGCCUUCUUUAAUAGGUCAGAAUUGUUAAUUACUCAUCACAUUUAUAAUUACUCAUGCACCCACUGGCAUGUAGUACAGGCUACUCAAGUGACCUGAAUGUUUUAGUAUUUCUUCCCUGCAAAUGUAUAAAAGGGAAAAUGGCCCCAGCAGAUACUCAUGGACCAAAGGAAUUUGCUGCUAACUGGUUUUCUGUAAACCAGAGCCUGUGGGUGAAGUGCCAGGGUUUGGACAUUAGGCCCAAGCCAGCAUUGACCUAGAGAUGAACCCUGUAUAUUUUAUAGUUAUUAACCUUUAUAGUGAUUAACUUCUGUGGUAUAAUUUAUUAGUUCAAACUAUCACUCACAAACCGCUUAUGCUGAAGACAACCCCUGAUGAGGAUAUUUGAGGAUCUUCUGUGCUUAGCCACCAUAUUUUAGACCACUGCUGAUGAAGUGUCUAGAAAUCUCUUGUGUAACUGUGAAACAGACUAAUAAAAUAGAGCUUUUGCUGGUAAGAUGUCUAGGCACAGUAUUUCAGGGAACCCCACCAACUGCAGUCUGGGCUCUGGCCACGUCCUGGUCUCCUUGGUUGAGGGAGGUGCCACCAGAUGUUUCUGCACAACAAUAUGCAAGUCAUUCUGGCUUGCUGAUCUGGCAUUAGAAAGCUGGGACCCUCUUGCAGCCACCUUUGGAGACCUCCCCUAGGAGUGGACACACUGUGUAGGAUUUCCCAGUUGCUGGGAGGGCUCUCCAGACCCUCCCUGCAGGCAGGGCUCCCCAGCCACUGCUGGCCUGGGCGAUGGGGACGUAUUAAGGGCAAUUGGUGAUGUCUCUUUCUUCAUCACUACAGCUGCUUCCUGUGCUCUGUAGUAAUGAUUAGAUGCAUUGCUGUGUUUUGCCCCAACUUUGCUGGAAGUGUUUUAGUUGGGUGUAUUUGUUUUUAACAAAUGUAGUGUGUGUCUGUUGCGGGUUUUGUAUCAUUUUUAACCUUAGCCAGUAAAAAUAAGCUAACUUCCUUAA